UCAUACAUUUUUCGGAAUCAAUUUCAUAUAGUUUCAAGAUGACAACUGUGCGGGUGUCACUGCUUCUACUUCAGGCGCUUCUUUGUGUGCAUGGUCACAUCCAAAGAAUUUGGGGACAAAAUGGACCACUCUAUGAGUCCACAAAGCAGCUAAUAGCCAGCCAAAGCUCCAGUGCUGCCAGCAUCUGGAACAUCACCCAGCAGGCGAUCGAUCAUAAGCUGGAGUAUCUACAAGAAGCCAAGGACACACUGGAUGACCAUCAGCAGGUGGUUAGUGGACGCUUGGAGAUGUUCUUUGGAAGUCAGUACAGCGAAGAGUGGCGGGCAUGCUCAAAGAAAUACGAGCUCCAAGUGGCACACUUCAAUCGAGAGCUGGUGGACAAGUACAGCGUCUGCCGGAAUUCUCUGGACCACAUCACGGAUCACUUUCAGGAGGAGAUCGUGUUGGAAGCUAGCUUCCUGAGUAAGGCGUCGCAGGAGAUCACGGAGUUUGCGAGCACCUGCAGAAUCUGGCAGCUAAAGCAGGCUGGUUUCAAUCACGCCGGAGUUUUAUUGUGCACCGUGGCUGGAAUCGGGAGGAUCAAUCAGCGAAUGAUAAGCAGUCUGGAGCUUUGCGAUGCAAUUCUGCUGGAGAUGUCCUUGGAAGACCUGGACACACCAAGUUGCCUUUUCUACCAUCAACUGAAGAUGGAGUUCGAUGAGCUCUUUGCGGAGAUUGAGUCGUGUGCGAUGAACUAGGGAGCUCGUAAUAAAGUGGAAUGCAUUAUUAA
Drosophila yakuba is the source of this 769-nucleotide messenger RNA. RefSeq lists its product as uncharacterized. Lineage: Eukaryota; Metazoa; Arthropoda; Insecta; Diptera; Drosophilidae. The transcript has 2 exons. The coding region runs from base 39 to 737 and encodes 232 amino acids. The record is from RefSeq and is a predicted model, not a curated record.